AUGCGUGUGUCGUGUGUUAACUGCUCUGUGGCUCUGGAUGGGGGGACGCUGCUCGCCACUUACCCCUACAACAAACCUGUCCAGCCAGUGGAGAAUGAAGACACGUUGAAGUACCUUGCUUCCGUAUAUGCCAACAACCAUCCCACGAUGCACCUUGGGCGUCCCGGGUGUCCAAACAGCCAAGUGGAGAACAUUCCGGGGGGCGUCCUACGCGCAGCCGAAUGGCAUAGUCACAUGGGCAGCAUGAAGGACUUCAGUCUGGAUUUCGGGCACUGUCCUGAGAUCACCGUGUACACGGGCUGCUGCCUGUUCCCCGCUGCUGACCAGCUGUCCCGCCUGUGGGCGGAGAACAGGAAGUCCCUCCUCAGCAUGCUGGUGGAGGUGCAUAAAGGGGUGCGGGGCGUGGUGCAGGAUAAGAGCGGGCGGCCCAUCGUGGGGGCGAUGAUCGUGCUGAACGGGGGGGUGCGCGUGUUCACCAGCGAGGGGGGGUACUUCCACGCCCUGCUGGCCCCCGGGGCUCACAACAUCGAGGCCGUCGCCGACGGCUACCAGCAGCAGCGGCAGAAGGUGUUCGUGUCGUCGUAUGAAGCCGCCAGCUCCAUCAUCAUCGAAUUCGACAUGGACAACCACAUCUUCGGCCUCCCCCGGGAGUUUGUGGUGGCCACCGCGGCGGCCUCCAUGACCGCCCUGGUCAUCACGGCCUGCAUCAUCUGGUGCGUGUGCUCGGCCAAGUCCACGCGGCAGAAGGACGGCUUCCACCGGCUGCGGCAGCACCGCGACGACUACGAGGGCGACAUCCGCCUCACUCAGGCUCGAGAGUCCGCUGGCCCAUUCCAUGGCCGCCUCGGAGAGAGUCCCUGCCCGCCACCGAAGUGUCCCCAGUGCGUGCUCCUGGUCGAGACACGCUGA
Anguilla rostrata (American eel) is the source of this 909-nucleotide messenger RNA. Its product is annotated as carboxypeptidase D-like. Gene Ontology annotation, biological process: peptide metabolic process; protein processing. NCBI's taxonomy places the organism in Eukaryota, Metazoa, Chordata, Actinopteri, Anguilliformes, Anguillidae. Gene Ontology annotation, molecular function: zinc ion binding; metallocarboxypeptidase activity. Bases 1 to 909 code for a protein of 302 amino acids. The transcript has 8 exons. The record is from RefSeq and is a predicted model, not a curated record.